AUGAGUAUCACGUACAAUUUGGAGCAAAAACAGGAGCUGGGCAAUCUGUCUGAUGGUGUAACAUGCAAUAUAUUACCGGUUCACAUUGAUUAUACUGGAUAUGUGAGCUCAGGCUCUAAUGACUGGAAUAGGACUGUUGAACAAACACAAAUGACGGAUAAAUUGAAUAAAGGGUGGAAUGGAAUAUCCGAGGAGGAUCAGAAUAAGCCUGGUGAAGAUGCUGGGGUGUUAAACAAAAAGGACGAGCAUGCUAAUUGUGAUACUGAUAUAAGUAACCCCAAAGAUAGGGUAAAUGUUGCAUAUCUACGGGGUAGGCGACUUCUGGGGAGGGAAUACAACAUUAAAGAGAAGUACAAUUAUGAAAUAUCGGUGUUUCAGGAGAAGGACGAUGGCAUAGGUGGAAUUUCGGAUGAAAAAAUAUAUGAUAGGAUUGGUAGAGGUGAUAAACUUGUGAGUUAUGGACAUGACAGUCUUCCAGACAUAGAAAGCGACAGUGCGAAAAAGCUAGAAGAAUGGCUUGAGUUAAGCAAUGCCAUUCAUGGAAAUCAAGAGUAA
Molecule: messenger RNA, 555 nt
Organism: Brettanomyces bruxellensis
Lineage: Eukaryota; Fungi; Ascomycota; Pichiomycetes; Pichiales; Pichiaceae
Exons: 1
Coding region: 1-555 (184 amino acids)
Biological process (GO): RNA catabolic process
Cellular component (GO): ribonuclease H2 complex
Source: RefSeq, a predicted model, not a curated record